GCGAGCGGGAGAGGCAGCGGCAGAGCCCGGCGGCCACCAUGGAGCUGGCGAUGGAGAACCUGGGCAGCCUGCACGGCGUCCCGCACUCGCAGCCCGCAGAGCUGCUGAGCCCGGCGCACGGGCGGCAGGGCUCGCACCGCAACCUGGUACCGCACGGCCGGCCAGCCAUGGUCUCGGGCAUGGCCUCCAUCCUGGAGGGGGGUGACUACCGCGCCGAGCACAGCCUGGCCGCCCCGCUGCACCCCGCCAUGAGCAUGUCCUGCGAGUCGCCCUCCGGCAUGAGCCUGAGCAGCACCUACACCACGCUGACUCCCCUGCAGCACCUGCCGCCCAUCUCCACCGUCUCGGAGAAGUUCCACCACCCGCACCACCACCACCACCAUCACCACCCGCACCAGCGCUUGGCCGGCAACGUGAGCGGCAGCUUCACCCUCAUGCGCGACGAGCGGAGCCUGGCCUCCAUGGGCAACCUCUACAGCCACUACCCCAAGGACAUGCCCGCCAUGGGGCAGCCCCUCUCGCCGCUGCCCAACGGCCUGGGCAGCCUGCACAAUGCCCAGCAGCCGCUGGCUCCCUACGGCCCCGGGGGCCACUUGCCCAACGAGAAGAUGCUCUCGCCCAACGGCUUCGACUCUCACGCCGCGAUGCUGUCCCGGGGCGAGGAGCACUUGGCGCGGGGGCUGGCGGCUCCCAGCUCGGCCAUGAUGCCACCGCUCAACGGGAUGCACCCGCACGGCCACCCGCACGGCCAGCCCGGAGGGGCCCUCCUGGGCGAGAGGGAGCGGCAGGCCUCGGCCACCGGCUCCCAGCCCGGCGGCUCCGGGCAGGUGGAGGAGAUCAACACCAAGGAGGUGGCUCAGAGGAUCACGGCCGAGCUGAAGCGCUACAGCAUCCCGCAGGCGAUCUUCGCGCAGAGGAUCUUGUGCCGCUCCCAGGGGACCCUCUCGGACCUGCUGCGGAACCCCAAGCCCUGGAGUAAGCUCAAGUCAGGCCGGGAGACUUUCCGGAGGAUGUGGAAAUGGUUGCAGGAGCCGGAAUUUCAGAGGAUGUCGGCGCUCAGGCUGGCCGGUAAGGGCACGGCGCGGUCUGCGCCCACCACGCGUGUCGGUGGGGGCUCUCCCACACUGCCAGACCCCCCCCCCCCCGCCACUUGCAAACGCAAAGAGCAAGAGCAGCAGAAAGACAGGAGCCUGCAGCCCAAGAAGCAGCGGCUGGUCUUCACGGACCUCCAGCGCCGCACCCUGAUCGCCAUCUUCAAGGAGAACAAGCGCCCAUCCAAGGAGAUGCAGAUGACCAUCUCACAGCAGCUGGGCUUGGAGCUCAACACCGUCAGCAACUUCUUCAUGAAUGCCCGCCGGCGGUGUAUGAACCGCUGGCAGGAGGAGCCAGGCGCCAACCCUGGAGUCCCCUCUUCUUCUACAAGCACUUUCUCCAAAGCAUGAUGUCCCCCAGCCCUCCCUGCCCCUUCUUGGACAUCCUCCUCAUGACAAAGCCAACCCCAGACUCACACGCAUGUCCCGAGCCAACCAGGGUGGGUGCUUUUGGAUGCUGCAGGUCCAUCAGCCUCCCAAACCCUCAGCCAGGCAUCACCCCUGGACAUCGGCCUCGUGCCACAUCCUGCUGCCAUGUCCUCCCAGCUCAUGGAGCAGGGAAAGGGUUUGCCACCACAUCAGCUCCAUACCUGGGAGGGCUCGGAGGAAACCUGUGUGGAACAAGAAAUGACUUGGGAUGGAGGGAGAGGGUGAGGUGCUGUUUGGAUGCAUCCCUGGUGCUCGAGGGCCACAAAACCUUGUCUUCACCUACCCACCAGGGUCGCUGGGGAGAGGGACAUGUCCUGACCCUACCCAAACCUCAACCUGUGCCACAGCCGCCCUUAUGGCUCCUAUGGUGGAGGGGUAAAGGUGGGGGAGAUACAAGAAGUGGAGUCAUGGGGCUGGGCUCUGGCACAACCCCACUGAA
Pezoporus occidentalis (night parrot) is the source of this 1959-nucleotide messenger RNA. RefSeq names its product one cut homeobox 3 (gene ONECUT3). Gene Ontology annotation, cellular component: nucleus. The record is from RefSeq and is a predicted model, not a curated record. Gene Ontology annotation, molecular function: DNA-binding transcription factor activity, RNA polymerase II-specific; RNA polymerase II cis-regulatory region sequence-specific DNA binding. The transcript has 3 exons. NCBI's taxonomy places the organism in Eukaryota, Metazoa, Chordata, Aves, Psittaciformes, Psittacidae. The coding region runs from base 39 to 1442 and encodes 467 amino acids. Gene Ontology annotation, biological process: regulation of transcription by RNA polymerase II.